Molecule: messenger RNA, 1648 nt
Organism: Oncorhynchus tshawytscha (Chinook salmon)
Lineage: Eukaryota; Metazoa; Chordata; Actinopteri; Salmoniformes; Salmonidae
Product: heparan sulfate glucosamine 3-O-sulfotransferase 3B1-like
Exons: 3
Coding region: 301-1434 (377 amino acids)
Molecular function (GO): [heparan sulfate]-glucosamine 3-sulfotransferase activity
Source: RefSeq, a predicted model, not a curated record
CCCUCUCGCUCACACGCCUGUUGGCCAAGUGAUGGGAGACAACCACCGAUACUUUGUUUUUACGCACAGGGCGCGGACACACCUGACCCGAGUAUCUUUUCGUUUCGUUUGGAAUUGCGUAUGAAUGGAGCUGGAAAUUAGAUUCAUUCAUCACUAAAUAAUAAGAAGUCCGUUAUAAGCAGCGUAUAGGCAAGUUGUGGAAUUAUGUCAAUUUCACCAGGAUUUUUGCAGUGGAAGAGGAGCGAAUAACUUUAGCCAAUAUGCGUUUUUGGAUUAUGACUCGUCUCGCCCGACUGUCCUAUGGAAUAUAGCCCAAUAUAUCAGAACCUGCAUUUGGUCUCAUCAUCCCCUGUGAAGAAUAAACUAUUUGUUUUCUGCAUCAUGUUGUCCCUGUGGAUGUAUAUGAUAUAUUGCUGCGUCGGAUACUGUUCAACCAUGCCAAGUCUGAUGGGGACUUGGAAUCCGAACACCAAGAAGAUUCCGUUAGAUUCUUUAGAUCCGUUAUUCGGCGCAUCAUCCAGGGACGUGUUAAAUAAUGAGAGUGAUUUGGACAGCAGAGGAGGGGAGGACUGGGAUGAGAUUCGAAGCGAGCAGAGGACGUUGGAUAAUAAUGUCGUGUCAAGUCUCUUCAACGAGUCAGGGCCGGUGGAGAGUAAGAAGUUGCCCCAGGCGAUCAUCAUUGGGGUGAAGAAGGGAGGCACACGGGCGCUGCUGGAGUUCCUCCGCGUGCAUCCCGACAUUAGAGCUGUUGGGGCCGAGCCGCAUUUCUUUGAUCGGAACUAUGACAAGGGACUGGAGUGGUACAGAGACCGUAUGCCUGAGACUCAGGAGGGUCAGAUCACCAUGGAGAAGACCCCCAGCUACUACGUCACUAAAGACGUUCCCGCCCGUAUCCACACCAUGUCCCCAGACACCAGGCUGAUUGUGGUGGUCCGAGACCCCGUCACCAGGGCCAUCUCAGACUACACUCAGACCCGCUCCAAGAAACCUGACAUCCCCUCCUUUGAGAGCCUCGCCUUCAAGAACAGAACUACCGGUCUCAUCGACACGUCCUGGAGCGCCGUCCAGAUCGGGAUGUAUGCCAAGCACCUAGAACGCUGGCUGCAGUACUUCCCCAAGGACCAGCUCCUCUUCAUCAGCGGGGAGAGGUUGAUCUCUGACCCAGCCGGGGAGAUGACACGCGUACAGGACUUCCUGGGGCUCAGGAGGGUGGUCGGUCACAAACACUUUCACUUCAACCCAGCCAAGGGCUUCCCCUGUCUGAAGAGGCCGGAGGGUAAUAGUAAACCUCACUGUCUGGGGAAAACCAAAGGAAGGAUUCAUCCUAAUAUUGACCCUGAGGUGGUACAGAAGCUGAGAGACUUUUAUCAACCUUUCAACAGGAGGUUUUAUCAGAUGACGGGACAUGACUUUGGAUGGGGUUCAUGGAGCUGAGCGACGGAGACAUUGAGUGAAUCCGAAAUGGCACCCUCUUCCCUAUGUAGAGCACUACCCUGGUCAAUAGUAGUGCACUAUAACAUUGGACAAAAUGGAACCCUCUUCCCUAUGUAGAGCACUACCCUGAUCAAUAGUAGUGCACUAUAAUAUUGGACAAAAUGGCACCCUCUUCCCUAUGUAGAGCACUACCCUGGUCAAUAGUAGUGCACUA